Molecule: messenger RNA, 960 nt
Organism: Triticum turgidum subsp. durum (durum wheat)
Lineage: Eukaryota; Viridiplantae; Streptophyta; Magnoliopsida; Poales; Poaceae
Source: the annotation of a GenBank genome assembly
AUGGGCGACGCGCCCCCGCCGGCCCCCGCGUCGCUCGUCGAGGGGGGAGGAAGCGAUGGGGCGGGGCCUGACCCUAACUCGCACCGGUUGAGCCCGGAGACCGUGUCGGUGGAGCUCUCCAUGGGCGGGGACUACUACCACGCCUGCUGCGGCGACCCCGACCCCGACCCCAAGCCCGAGGGACCCCAGGUGCCGUACAUCGGUAACAAGGAACCUCUCUCCGCCUUAGCAGCAGAGUUCCAGUCUGGCAGCCCCAUUUUACAGGAGAAAAUAAAGUUGCUUGGUGAACAAUAUGAUGCUUUAAGACGAACACGAGGAGAUGGAAACUGCUUUUAUCGAAGCUUUAUGUUCUCCUACCUGGAACAUAUCCUUGAGACACAAGAUAGAGCUGAGGUUGAGCGCAUCCUAAAAAACAUUGAACAGUGCAAGAAGACACUUUCAGGUCUUGGAUACAUUGAAUUCACUUUUGAAGACUUCUUCUCUAUGUUCAUUGAGGAGCUGCAAAAUGUUCUGCAGGGACACGAAACUUCUAUUGGGCCUGAAGAACUUCUAGAAAGAACCAGGGAUCAAACGACUUCUGAUUAUGUUGUCAUGUUCUUUAGGUUUGUUACCUCUGGUGAAAUUCAAAGGAGGGCUGAGUUCUUUGAACCAUUUAUUUCUGGCUUGACAAAUUCGACCGUGGUUCAGUUUUGCAAGUCUUCUGUGGAGCCAAUGGGCGAGGAAAGCGACCAUGUGCACAUUAUUGCUCUGUCAGAUGCGUUAGGGGUGCCAAUCCGCGUGAUGUACCUGGACCGAAGCUCCUGUGACACAGGCAAUCUAAGUGUGAACCACCAUGAUUUCAUUCCUGCAGCCAAUUCCUCUGAAGGUGAUGCUGCAAUGGGAUUAAAUCCGGCUGAGGAGAAACCUUACAUUACUCUGCUCUACCGGCCUGGUCACUAUGAUAUUCUCUACCCAAAGUGA